Molecule: messenger RNA, 825 nt
Organism: Oikopleura dioica
Lineage: Eukaryota; Metazoa; Chordata; Appendicularia; Copelata; Oikopleuridae
Source: the annotation of a GenBank genome assembly
AUGCCCAAGAGAAAGCUCGAUGCCCGCUCCUCCUCCUCCAACGCCAACCGCGACCAGCCCGGCUCCUCCAAGUCCAUCAACGAAGAGCUCUGGAAGGACUUGACCCCGGAUGAAGCGAGCUGCAUUAUAUGCCGCUCGCUCCUCAUAGAGCCCGUGGUCUUACCGUGCAAAUGCACAACCAGGACCCGGACGCCGGUUUGCAGAAGCUGCCUGGUGAGGUUGGCUGACGCUACCAAGAGCACAUGCUCAGCCGAAUGCCCACGCUGCCGAACUCGUCUCUCCGUCUUCUUUAGGAAGACUUCGAAAAACGACUACAUAGACGCAGUGAACGCAUCCUUGGCGAAAGCGAUCGAAGAGCAGCGCGAACGCCUGGAGGACGAGAUCGAGAACCUCGAAGCAGCCCCAAUCCCUCGACUCAUCGCCAGAAAUGGGGAGAUCCGGCAAGAAUUCGACGAAGGCCAGAAGAGAGCAAGAAUGGAUUUCGAGAGAGAGAAGAAGCAGGAAGAAGAAGAAAACAUCAGAAGCCUCAAUCAGAUCUUCUCGAGAUCUGAGAUCGAGGCACAGAGCAAGCUACUGAAGAAGUUCCAGCCAAACAAGGCGCUCGACUCCAUCUCCCCGACAUCCAAGCAGAUUCUCGCGGACGAGAUGAUUGCGAGAAGGAUGCAACGAGAAUGGUCGGGUCCAGCGAAAUUUGUCGUUCCAAAUACAGCCGGCCCAGCAGAAGCAAAACGAAUCAUCGCGAAGGCCAAAAGGGAAAUGCUGGGACGAAAUAAAACAAAAGACCGAUCGGUCCAGAGCAAGAUUAACUUUUUUCCUAAGAAGUAG